Messenger RNA from Paraglomus occultum, 957 nucleotides. The record is from the annotation of a GenBank genome assembly. NCBI's taxonomy places the organism in Eukaryota, Fungi, Glomeromycota, Glomeromycetes, Paraglomerales, Paraglomeraceae.
AUGUCUGAAAUGCACGAACACGACUAUGACUAUGAGUCACUUCCGGAUAACUCUUCCCUUAGCGUGAACUUGAUAGCGGGAGCACUGGCUGGAAUAGGAGAGCAUACAGUAAUGUAUCCAGCUGAUAGCAUAAAGACACGCAUGCAAAUACUUAAUCCAACACCACAAGCCGUCUACACCGGCGUAGGAAACGCAAUAACUCGCAUCUCUACAACUGAAGGUGUCAGAACAUUAUGGAGGGGAAUAAAUUCAGUUAUCCUGGGAGCAGGCCCCUCUCACGCUCUGUAUUUCGGAACGUACGAGUUUUGUAAAGAUAUUUUUGGAGGCAAUAAGCCAGGUGGACAUCAUCCGAUCGCCGCAGGCAUUGGUCUUUCCACCACAGCUACAGCUGGAGCAUGUGCAACCAUAGCAAGUGAUGCAUUAAUGAAUCCAUUUGAUGUAAUCAAACAACGGAUGCAGAUACACGGCUCGACUCACAGAACAGUAAUGGAGUGUGCACGCACAGUCUACCUUCGUGAAGGACUAAUUGCCUUCUAUAUAUCAUAUCCUACUACCCUCACAAUGACAAUUCCCUUCCAAGCGGUGCAAUUUUCAUCCUAUGAGUAUUUCCGAAAAGUGAUAAAUCCCCGCGGAGACUAUGAUCCCAAAACUCAUGUGAUCGCUGGUGGAUUGGCAGGGGCUAUUGCAGCGGCUGCCACAACUCCACUCGAUGUUGCCAAGACGUUAUUACAGACUAGAGGGACGUCUAAUGACCUACGGGUGAGAAAUUGCAGUGGACUUUUUGAUGCGUUUAGAAUCAUAUAUGAGAAUCAAGGUCUAAAAGGAUUCAUAAGGGGAAUAAGACCAAGAGUAUUGUCACAUAUGCCAAGUACUGCUAUAUGCUGGAGUGUCUAUGAAUACUUCAAAUGGGUUAUUACGGCCCGAGAUAGAGCUCAACUGGCUAGAGCUUAUGAUUAA